AUGAGCAGUUCAGUGCCAAACACCCCGCUCAUCGUCUCGCCACAGCCCCAUGACGAUGCCACAAGCGACCACAAUAGGUCUCCAUCACUGCCACCACCUCCUCCACCUCCUCCGUCGUCUAUCUCUUCUCUUCUCAAUGUCACGUCAAAAUCAACGGAUGACCCGAAUCAAGAUCCUGUCAGCAGUAACUCACCUUCACCUACCACCACCACCAACACCAACACCAACACUAACACCAACACUAACACUCACUGUGGCGCAACAGACCAACAACAACAACAACAACGUAAACGACCCUUUUCAGCUCUCGAGAAUAAUGACGACUUGACCAUUACUACUAAUACCAAUGACUCGACAUCAAGUAAAGAACAUGGGAUGGAUACUUCUUCAACUCAGGGAGAUACUUCCAAUCAACAGCAGUCUUCUUCAUCAUCUUCAUCAUCUUCAUCAUGGCCUGGGAACCAUCAUCAACAACAACAACAACAACAAUCACAUCAUUUACCUACUCCAGUAAGCCCUGCGGCACCUAUGCCUCAUCAAAACAAGAUUGCAAAGAUGGAUACCGAUGAACGACAACCAUCUAUGAGCACGAGUGAAUCUGGAUCAGUAAUCAAGGAAGAGUAUCAUAUGGUGCAACGUACAAAGGCUGAUACGCCUGGUGGCAUGUAUACAUCCUUCUCCCUCAAGCAAACAAAUGCCUCGAAUCAUGGUACUGGUGCUUCCACGGCAUCUUCUUCGUCAUCUUCUAACAAGGCUCGGGGAUCUCGUGAUAAUGGUUCAGUAUCCAAACCGUACACGUGUAGCGAAUGUGAUCAGACAUUUAGUCGAGCUCAUAAUCUGAAAUCCCAUACUGCGACGCAUUCGAUGGAGAGACCUUACAAGUGUGAUUCAUGUCAAGCAAAGUUUCGACGGCUGCAUGAUUUGAAAAGGCAUCAAAAGUUACACACAGGAGAGCGACCUUAUGUAUGCAAUGUGUGUCAUCGCUCAUUUUCUCGUUUGGAUGCAUUGAAUCGACACCAAAGGACUGAAGGUGGAUCAGCGUGUCAUUAUCGACAAAAUCGUCGGCGUGUUGAACAAAGACACGAGACUACGGACUCAACAAGUACUACACCAACUACUUCUAAGCCGCAUCAAAGCCCAUCUUCGUUACAACCACCACCGCCACAGCAACCAUCACCAGGAAAAAGUGCAACCUACCCACCCGCAUCAUCUUCGUCAUCACAACCACCACGCCAUACAGCCCAAUCAAGACCCAAUAUCCCACAAUUAGAUUUACGCCACCGAUUUAGUUCACCUUAUCAUCCAGAUGACCAUCAUUCACCACAACAACAACAACCAGUUGUAUUCCGCUCUUCUCCUGUCAGUGCUUCUCCAUCAGCUACUGGAAGUCCACAUGAAACUCAUCGCCGUAUUGUUCUUCCUCCUCCUACUUCAGCUACUUCAACGCCCACCAAUUCUACACCUACAACAACAACUACUACUACUGCCACGCCUACCAAUACCACCGCCGCCACCGCUCAUCCUCAUCAUCAUCCUCAUCAUCAUCAUCCUACUGCAACAACGCCUACUGCAACAACUCCCAAUUCUACAACUACUACUACUACACCCACUACAUCACUCUCUCGUUCAUCCAUUGCUCACCUAGCAACUCCUUAUCCACCCUCCUUUCAACCACAUGAAUCUUAUAGCAGGCGGAGUAGUGGUGCUUCUGAUUACGACCCAGCGUCUCCUGCUGCAUUUGCAAGUCCAGAGAGUUUUUCGGCAUUACGAAAUGCUUAUGCUCAGUUAUCUGAUCAAUAUCGUGCCAUGCAGCAUUCCUGGAAUACUAAAUACGAUGCCAAGGUCGAUGAGGUCGAGUCACUAAGACGUCAAUUACAUGAUCUUCAAGUCGAGAUCCGAGUAUUACGGUCAUUAGUCGUUGAACGGCAACAAUAG
This is a messenger RNA of Lichtheimia ornata, 1935 nucleotides long. RefSeq lists its product as uncharacterized. The record is from RefSeq and is a predicted model, not a curated record. Lineage: Eukaryota; Fungi; Mucoromycota; Mucoromycetes; Mucorales; Lichtheimiaceae. The coding region runs from base 1 to 1935 and encodes 644 amino acids. The transcript has 3 exons. Gene Ontology annotation, biological process: regulation of transcription by RNA polymerase II. Gene Ontology annotation, molecular function: RNA polymerase II cis-regulatory region sequence-specific DNA binding; DNA-binding transcription factor activity, RNA polymerase II-specific. Gene Ontology annotation, cellular component: nucleus.